AUGACCGAAAAAGUCCAAGAAGAGCUCCCGGUAGAAGUCAAUGGCGUCGAAAUACCAGUUGACAUAUCAAAGCCCAAUCCCAAUGGUAUAGAAUUCGACAACUUGUACCUGGACAUGAACGGAAUUGUUCACCCAUGCUGUCAUCCAGAGGACAAG
Messenger RNA from Paraglomus occultum, 156 nucleotides. NCBI's taxonomy places the organism in Eukaryota, Fungi, Glomeromycota, Glomeromycetes, Paraglomerales, Paraglomeraceae. The record is from the annotation of a GenBank genome assembly.